This is a messenger RNA of Bubalus bubalis (water buffalo), 2938 nucleotides long. It is a transcript of the gene MTFR1L, whose product is annotated as mitochondrial fission regulator 1 like. NCBI's taxonomy places the organism in Eukaryota, Metazoa, Chordata, Mammalia, Artiodactyla, Bovidae. Gene Ontology annotation, biological process: mitochondrial fission; aerobic respiration. The coding region runs from base 630 to 1499 and encodes 289 amino acids. The record is from RefSeq and is a predicted model, not a curated record. The transcript has 7 exons. Gene Ontology annotation, cellular component: mitochondrion.
GGGGGGGAGGGAGGCGUGUCCUGGACGAAGCUCCGCGCGGCUGCUCCCCCUCCCCCGGCACAGAACGGCGCUGAGCGCGGCGGCCUCGGCGGGGACCGGGAUGUUGUGGGCAGGCCCCGCUCGGGAGGCGCUGGGGGGCCGUGUGUAAAAACACCAGGACAGCAGACCCGGAAAGGGCAGUGCGGGCUCGGAGGUGGUGGGAACCAGGCGCGCGGCCAGCGAGCCGUGGGGAGUCUUCUAGGCAGACACUUGUGCAGGGUUCAAGGCUAAAUCGGCGUUCUCGUUGGUUCGUUUCUUAACAAAUGCUCGAGUGCCUGCCGGGUACGGAGCGGGCUCAGGGCUGUACCUGGAAGUCCCGCCCUUCGGACAAACUGCACAAGCUACACCGUUAUCUAGUUACUGCUGCUCCGGAAGAAACGCGGGACGCCUGUCCGGGAAGGGUAGGCAAUGCUUCAGCUGAGCUCCAGGAGUAAUUGAGGAUGAGCUUGGUGAAGAGGCUGGAAGAGAAGUCUGGUGUUCCUUAAGAUGGCCUGAUAUGAAGGCAUCACACUCCCUGCCUCCCCAAGCUUCUAGCGCUGCCCGGUGGCUGCCUUGUCCUUCAAGUGCAGGAGCCAGUUGAAACGUCAGGAAUGGAAGCCAAUGUGACCAUCCCAAUCUGGCAAAAUAAGCCGCAUGGCGCUGCUCGAAGUGUAGUGAGAAGAAUUGGGACCAACUUGCCCCUGAAGCCAUGUCCCCGGGCAUCCUUUGAGACCCUGCCCAACAUCUCUGACCUGUGUCUGAGGGAUGUGCCCCCAGUUCCUACCCUGGCUGACAUCGCCUGGAUUGCUGCAGAUGAAGAGGAGACUUAUGCCCGGGUCAGGAGCGAUACACGCCCCCUGAGGCACACCUGGAAGCCCAGCCCUCUGAUCGUCAUGCAGCGCAAUGCCUCAGUGCCCAACCUGCGUGGGUCAGAGGAGAGGCUCCUGGCCCUGAAGAAGCCAGCCCUGCCAGCCCUCAGCCGCACCACCGAGUUGCAGGAUGAGCUGAGCCACCUGCGCAGCCAGAUUGCCAAAAUAGUGGCAGCUGAUGCAGCUUCGGCUUCAUUAACGCCAGAUUUCUUAUCUCCAGGAAGUUCAAAUGUCUCUUCUCCCUUACCUUGUUUUGGAUCCUCAUUCCACUCUACAACUUCCUUUGUCAUUAGUGACAUCACCGAGGAGACCGAGAUAGAGGUCCCUGAGCUUCCAUCAGUCCCCCUGCUUUGUUCUGCCAGCCCUGAAUGUUGCAAACCAGAACACAAAGCUACCUGCAGCUCAUCUGAAGAGGAUGACUGCGUCUCUCUGUCCAAGGCCAGCAGCUUUGCAGAUAUGAUGGGUAUCCUAAAGGACUUCCACCGGAUGAAGCAGAGCCAAGACCUGAGCCGGAGUUCACUGAAGGAGGAAGAUCCUGCUGUUCUUAUCUCUGAGGUCCUAAGGAGGAAGUUUGCUCUGAAGGAAGAAGAUACCAAUAGAAAAGGGAACUGAUAUCACUCAGCUCUGCAACUCAGUCUCACGCUCCUGGAAUUCCUUCAGUAGCUGCCUUCCUCACCGCAGAUGUUUCUGCCUAUCAGUUAGAAAUCUGCAACAGUCUUGCCGAAAGCUAGAGCUUGGACUAAGAAGAGCUGCAUUAUAUGUUUUCCAUACUCAAACCUUAGAAGCUAAAGGACUGUUUUGAGCUGAGACACAGGUAAUUAUAUGCGUUGGAAUGUCUCAAUUUAAAGGGUGAGAUAGAACUUUCUGGUUUUUCCCUUCUCCUGUGUGAAAGUAGGUCCUAAAUGAAAGACUGACUUCACUGCACUAUAUACCCCAUAACUGGUCUCACUGAACACUUUGUGCCCAGCUGUCAAUCACUCUCAGCCGCUUCCUUGCAGCAGAGCAGGGCUGAGGGGAGGGGGCUAUAAAUGUAUGUGCACAUUCACAGGGCAGGGAAAAUCUUAUGCUGCUCCAUCAUGAACUGACACCAAUGCCCAGCAAUCAUUCUCUCCCCCUUCCCUGUCUUAACACUUACAUGUAGAGGUUGGGCCACUGGACCAGCUGAGGCUUGGGAUACUGCUGGGAGGCCUGGGCUGUUUUUUUUCUUAAAUAUAUUUUGUAAUACUGUACAACCAAAUCUACCCUCCAAGGCCCUGACGCCUCAUUGGUUCCACUGAUUGAAAGCUCUUUCUCUUCCAUGGACUUUAAGCCAAGCAGGAAAGAGAAAUGAAGAGUGAAUCUUCCAGGCCCUUGACAGCUCCUUUGCCUGGGGCCAAGGUUUGUACUUACUAUACCAUGCAUGACUCAGAUGCCCUCAGGUCCUUUUUACUACAGUAUGUAUCCUGUGUGUGUUUGGGUUGAAGCAUUACCUGACAUUAAAGGAAGGAUCUGGAGAGAUACUGCAUUGGUUGUGUCCAUCUCUUGAGUUGUGACCACCCAGUAUCCCCUAUAGGUAUAGAAUUCCUAUUGAUUUCAAGGUAUAUGAGCUUUUGUAAACAGGUUCCUGCCUUUAUAGGAGGAAGCUUCUUCCCUAGGGAGCUUCUUGUUCCCUUUAGAAACACUUAACUUCUUAAAGCCAGUCCAUCCUAUAACUUGCACGCUUGCCCCCUAGAGGCUUAUUUUUAAGCCUCCUACGUACCACACCUGCAACAUGGGAAACUGCUGCCCGGUGGAUGAUGUCUUGAAUAGAACACAAAUCAGAUUGGAUUUGUGUUCGGAUCAGACCCAUGGCAGUGACGGAACAUUGCUUUUUCAAAAAAAACGAAAUUGGUAAUGUUUUAAUUACCAUCAGAGCCAGCUUUGUAAACAGUCAUUUAUUUGGAUUCAUAGUUUUACAAAGGGGGUUCUCUCCCGUUUAGAUCAUUAUAAGUCAGCCCUUUUCAGGGAGAUGUUUAAACAUAUAUAAUCCUAAAAUACUGUAAAGUUACCACAAAAAUAAAAUAACAAAACUA